AUGCCUCCUGCUACUGAAAAACCAGUCAUUGCCAUUGUUCAAGGCGCUUGGCACCGCGCAUUCCACUACAAAGCAUUUGCUGAUGCACUCACAGCCAAGGGCUUCACUGUUCUCCAACCUGAUAACGUCUCGGCUGGACAAGUUGACGAUAUCAAGGGGAAAACGCAUGUGGAUGACGUUGAAGUUAUUCGAGAAGCACUCCAAUCUUCUCUUGACGAGGGGAAGAGAAUUGUUUUGAUUUGUCAUAGCUACGGCGGUAUCCCGGGAUCUGCUGCUGCCGAAGGAUAUCAAAUCCAUGAGCGAGAGGCCAAAGGCUUGUCUGGAGGAAUUGUGCAUGUUAUUUACGUCGCAUCUUUCGCGCUUCCUGUCAAGGGUCUUUCUCUUUUGACAGCUGUCGGGGGAAAGUUUGGUCCUUUCCUGGAUAGAACUGAAGAUGCCCUGUAUCUGAACGAGGGAGCAAAGGAUACCUUCUACAACGAUCUCUCAUCUGAAGAAGCAGACAAGGCUCUAGUAGCCUGCGCUCACCAGAGCACGGCGAGUCUUGAGACUCCAUCGGACUUUGUCGCGACUGAUAUCACGGUACCAAAGACUUACAUUGUUUGUGAGGAAGAUCAUUGUAUCCCUAAACAAGGACAGGUUGCUAUGGCGGGGGCUAUGGGGGAGGGUGUUGUUAUCGAAACCCUUGAUGCUGGUCAUGUGCCGUUUUUGAGAGAGGUGGCUAUGCUGAAGGUGAUUGAAAUUGUGGAGAAAGUCGCUCAAUAA
Messenger RNA from Fusarium pseudograminearum CS3096, 762 nucleotides. RefSeq lists its product as uncharacterized. NCBI's taxonomy places the organism in Eukaryota, Fungi, Ascomycota, Sordariomycetes, Hypocreales, Nectriaceae. The record is from RefSeq and is a predicted model, not a curated record. The coding region runs from base 1 to 762 and encodes 253 amino acids. The transcript has 2 exons.